This is a messenger RNA of Pungitius pungitius (ninespine stickleback), 2740 nucleotides long. RefSeq names its product CCR4-NOT transcription complex, subunit 7 (gene cnot7). Gene Ontology annotation, molecular function: nucleic acid binding; poly(A)-specific ribonuclease activity. Gene Ontology annotation, cellular component: P-body; CCR4-NOT complex; CCR4-NOT core complex. The record is from RefSeq and is a predicted model, not a curated record. Lineage: Eukaryota; Metazoa; Chordata; Actinopteri; Perciformes; Gasterosteidae. Bases 859 to 1902 code for a protein of 347 amino acids. The transcript is spliced from 10 exons.
GACGCGUCCGUUUUACGUGAUGACGUCGUAUUGUCGGCUCAACUAUGAUGGCAGCAGUGGGUUGACUUCGAUACAUUACUGAGUAUAAACUAUUUAAAAAGUUAGCAGAGCCCUCCCCCUCCCUACCUCUCCCCUUCUCCCUCCGAGACAAUAACGCAGAACAAAUUAACAGCUUCCAGAUACAGUGCACACCUAAUAAACACGCAUCCGCCCCGUCUGGGGACACGGUAAGUUCACGCGCUACAGGGAGCACCACUGUGUCAAAGUGGCUCUGAGUGGGUGGGGUGGUGUAUGUAUGUAUGUAAGUAAGUGUGUGUGUCUCUGUAUGUAUGUAUGUAUGUGUGUGUGGGGGUGAGUGAGUGAGUGAGUGAGUGAGAGAGAGGGGGGCAGUGUGUGCAUCGCUCUAGUUGCUCGUCUCUGUCAUGUUGAGCGCACCCUCGUAAGUCUGUGUUGAACCUGGGCACAGCGUCCCCGCCCGGGAGCCUCCACUGUCCCGCUCAUGUUAGCUUAGCCCGCUGCUACCUGCUACGAGCAGCCCAACGUUAGCUGGCGAGAAUCUGCCUGCGCCGAGCUAAUGUUAACCGCAUGCAGCCGAGCACACCACGCACGCGCUCACUCAGCUGCUAGCAUGUCUGUUUGUCAGUGUGUGGUAUCCCAGGUGAAGGGAAGCACCGACUAGCUUCCCUUAAGUCGAGAUAUCUGAUCCCCAUAGCAGGUUGUGUCUUCUCAUGUUAUUAAUAGUGUGUGUGGAUCAUGUGCUGUAUGCCCCCGCUCAUCAUUUGGUAUGUCCCUGGUCAGCAGGUUGGGGUUGGUCUUUUUCUUCCUCCUUGCAUAUAUCUCUGUACAUGAAGUGGCACUAUGCCCGCUGCUACUGUGAAUCACAACCAAAAGAUAUGUGAGGUUUGGGCCAAUAACCUGGAGGAGGAGCUGAAGAGGAUCCGACAGGUCAUCCGAAAAUACAACUACAUUGCAAUGGACACAGAGUUUCCAGGCGUGGUGGCCCGACCUAUUGGAGAGUUCAGGAGCAACGCCGACUAUCAGUACCAGCUGCUGCGCUGCAAUGUGGAUCUGCUCAAGAUAAUCCAGCUUGGCCUCACCUUUAUGAACGAACAGGGCGAAUACCCUCCGGGAACAUCAACAUGGCAGUUCAAUUUUAAGUUUAACAUCACAGAAGACAUGUAUGCGCAGGACUCCAUUGAGCUCCUGACCACUUCAGGGAUUCAGUUCGAGAAGCACGAGGACGAAGGCAUCGAGACGCUGUACUUUGCAGAGCUGCUGAUGACAUCGGGGGUGGUGCUCUGCGACGGGGUCAGGUGGCUGUCUUUUCACAGUGGCUAUGACUUUGGAUACCUGAUCAAGAUUCUCUCCAACGCUAACCUGCCUGAGGAGGAGGUGGACUUCUUUGAGAUUCUUCGCUUGUACUUUCCCGUCAUUUAUGAUGUCAAGUAUCUCAUGAAGAGUUGUAAAAACCUGAAGGGCGGCCUGCAGGAAGUAGCUGAGCAGCUGGAGCUGGAGAGGAUCGGGCCGCAGCAUCAGGCCGGCUCUGACUCCCUACUCACAGGCAUGGCCUUCUUCAAGAUGAGAGAGAUCUACAGCGUUACAGAGGUCUCACUGAUGCGCCUCCACAGACGGGGAGCUUCAGGCCGGCAGUGUGUCGGGUGCCGUAGGUUACCAGACAGCGGGUUGGAUAUUUGGCAGCAACCAGCUUUCAGGUGUUUCACUCAUGCAAUGUCAGAAGAGCCCUUAUUCAAAUGGAUUUUACUAAUCACUACACUUUUUUUUUCUUUCUUUAUCCAAGCAAAGGUGGGAACAUCAGGUGAUACAGUUCACUACAACAAGGGGCGUUUUAGUCAGGGGAACCUCUCUGGAGAAGGGUGCGCCACGGAAAGCAACAGAUAUUGAUGAUCUCACAACCACGUCACGUUCAAACGAGGAGGAGGAGGCGGCAUUGACCUGCAGGAUGAAGCACAUGGGAGCAGAUGUUGACUCCCAAUCUUAAUGUUUUAUUUCUGUAUGUGAAUGACACGAUUCAAGGAUGGACCCAAGUCUGGGAAAACAGGCUAAAUGGAACAUUUCAGAGGGUGAAUACAGGAGGGGGUGCUGGUGAGCAGCCGACUCUGAGACUCCGUCAGUGGCUUCGACUGGCGGCCGUCUGCCGCACUGGAAACACACAGGGUUGGAGCCAGUGGAGGAUGAUGAAGGCUGCUCCGGGUCCAGAUUCACCAGACAGGUUGGGAACGAGCACCCGUCCCCUAAACUGGAGGAGAAGAAAACACAGUUUUAAGAACCGCCUAAGUUUUAAUAAACCGCUUCAUUUUAUGUUUGUGGAUAUUAUGUUAAAGUGAGUCUAGCAGGGGUUAGUAUGGAAUAAUGGUAACGGCUAAAAUAGUCUGAAAGAGCCAUAUGCGCCACCAUAAGCUACUGGUACCAAAGUCUUUGAAGUGUGUUCAAUCUUUUUCAUUUACAUAUAGGAUUGUUUUAAAAAAGUUACAGUCUCACUUUGAUGACACUAUUUCCACAGAACAAGAGUAUUAGAUUAACAGAAAUAAUAGGUAAAUUAUUUAAUUGUAAUCAGAAACAGAAACAGAUUGGGAAAACAGAAAUGGGUUCUUCAUGUCAACAGUGGUUUGUUUCUAAAUUAAAACAUGUGGGAUUAUGUUUUAAUAAUUGGAAAACUGUAUAUUCAUGAUAUUAUUCAUUCUGUCAGCAUGAAUUAAUAAUCUGCUUCUGCCUGAAUUCA